Molecule: messenger RNA, 5470 nt
Organism: Strongylocentrotus purpuratus (purple sea urchin)
Lineage: Eukaryota; Metazoa; Echinodermata; Echinoidea; Camarodonta; Strongylocentrotidae
Product: DNA mismatch repair protein Mlh3
Exons: 8
Coding region: 12-4925 (1637 amino acids)
Biological process (GO): mismatch repair
Cellular component (GO): mismatch repair complex
Molecular function (GO): ATP hydrolysis activity; mismatched DNA binding; ATP binding
Source: RefSeq, a predicted model, not a curated record
GAUUCUGCAUGAUGUCCCUUGAUCAAAUUGCUCCAAUUCAGUACUUAUCACAGGACGUUAAAAAUCAGCUGAGAUCUGGUAUAGCCACGCCAUCAGUUGUCCAAUGUGUAGAGGAAUUAGUUGUGAAUAGUAUUGAUGCUGGAGCUUCGUGUAUUGCUGUACGUGUAGAUCUGCCAGACUGUAAAGUUCAGGUUGUAGACAAUGGAAGGGGAAUCACUAAAGAUGAUAUGCUCUAUGUUGGUGAGAGAUAUGCUACUAGUAAGUGUCAUGACACAAAAGAUCUUGAAAACAUAUCCCAUUAUGGGUAUAGAGGGGAAGCUCUGGCAAGUAUUAAGGAGAUUUCUUCAGUGCUGGAGAUCAGUUCACGAGCCAGAGGGUCUGAAGUCACAUACAGCAAACUGUAUCGACAUGGAAAAGAUCAAGGUAUCUCAAAGCAUUCCAAAGUGAGGCCAAGUGGAGGGACAACAGUUGCAGCUCAUAAUGUUUUCUAUAACUUGCCUGUGAGGCGCAAGGUGCUCUGCAGUCCUCUGGUGUAUGAACAAAUCUGCAAGCGACUCCAGGCGAUAUCCUUGAUCCAUCCUCAAAUCUCACUUACUCUUCGAAAUGACAGCACAGGAGUCAAAUCAAUACAAACACACAACUCUUCAUCCAUUGUUCAAACAUUUGGGUACCUCUUCGGCAAGGAUGUAGCAGAUUGCUUGAAAGAGGUGAAUCACAUUCGCACAAUCUUCAACGUUUCAGGAUUUAUUGGAUCAACCAGUUUUCGUAACAAGUCCUUGCAGUUUGUUUAUGUGAAUGGCAGAUUAGUGCUGAAGACGAAAAUUCACAAACUCAUAAAUGAGCUUCUCAGUAACUCACUUGUUACAAAGAGUAAAGGAAAGAAUCAAGACACAGCGCUAGGAUACACUAUGAAGUCCAACGCUGCAAGUUCAACCUGCCAACCUAGCCCUGGAGGGAACCAAGUGGAGUAUGGCAUCUUUGUGUUGAACAUCACUUGCCCUCGCAGUGAGUAUGACAUCACGUUAGACCCAUCCAAAACCUUGAUAGAGUUUAGGGACUGGGAAGGAGCCGUAACCUGUGUGCAUGAGCUGGUUACAUCUUUUCUCCACAGAGAACAUCUUACAAUGAAACUAACUGUAACACAGAAAGGAAGCGAAGCAGGACUUCAGGAGAGGGAUUCAUUAUCAAGUGAUAAUAUGGAAUCAAAGGAGACAGAUGUGUGUGUCAAUGCCAUCAGUACAACUGAUUGUACAAAUGCAGUACAAUCAACAUGUGUAAGAAGACAAACCAUCCCUGUGCCACAUGUUAGCCCCAUGGUGGAUGACCAGAACCCUUGUGAUGUAGAGACAAUAGCUGACAGUAAUGGGGAAGGUGAUGGGGCAUGCACAGAUGUGUCUUUAAAUAAUCCUGACAAGACACCAGAUGCAUUCGGAGAUGCUACCGAAAGGAUGGAUGAACCUGAUAUCAUACAAUCAGAUGCAAGCGAAACAAUAAUACCUCAGUGUGAGCUUAACACUCAUGCUGACUCAGAAAAGAUUAUUCCAACAAGCGCAAGUAACCAUACGGAUCCUGUUGUAGAUGCACAUUGUCAGCCCUGUGGGGGUAUUUUGGCAACUAAACCUGUGCCAACAACACCUGAUAUUGAGAAGAAGGCAAGUGAUAGUCCUCUGAAAAUGCAGUCAGUGACUGCAGAAGCUCUCUUGACAUCAUCAUCUUCAGAACUUGAUGUAUGUUCUAGUGAGGAGACACUAACCAGCAGUGAAGUGGAAAUAAGAACACCUGAGUCAGAUGUACACCAGUGCUGUGAUGCUCGCUGUAGGUCGUUACGAAGAGAUGACACUGACUCUGGACUAAAAGUUGCUGAUCUUCUUUCCCCUAGAACCAAGCUUGCUGUAAAGGCAAGGAACUCUCUAUCAAUGUUCAGGAGAUCAGUAAAGAAGAAGAGAUUAACAAAGGCAGGGAAGGAUGAGUCAUCUAAGAAAUCUGAACAGAAAGUCAAUAAGCAUCUGCAAUUUGUUACAGCCAGUGAACACAAAACAAUUGCAUUGAGAUGGCAUAGGAGUCCAGGAUUCCGAAGCAGAUUGGAAAAUCUGAACAUCAAAUGUCAGGACAGGCAGGAACAGAGGAUGAACCCAAUGAUGGAUGUACUUCAAAGACUGUCAUCAUCUAGUGGACCCAACCAACCAAACAAUGAUAUGGGUGCUUCUAGUUCACCAAGUAGCAGCUCUAGGAAGGAAGUAUGUCAAAACCAUCAGCAUACAAGUACUGAUGAGAAUAGCAAACCAGAUCAUCAUAAAAAAUGUCUUCAUGUGGCAGAAAUACUUGAAAACAAUGCCGAUCAGCAUUUUAGUGACAAACACAAUGUUUCCACUGUCAGUGUAGAUGAAAAGGAAGGUAAUCCAGCUGAACACAAAGAACACCUUGUUCAAGACUCAGAAGGGCAAAUUACAAUUGAUGCAGGCAGAGAUAAAUGUACAGAAGUCACUACAGGAGAAUACUGUGUAAGAGGAAGGAUUAGUGGUAAUGCCCCAUGCAUCCCAACAAGUUCUAUGUUAGAAUCGACACACACUAAGAAGAGGGUAGCAGAUUAUCCCAAUUGUCUAAUCAUUGCUGAGGAACAGAAGAAAGUGGUACCUUGCGCAAACAGUACAUCACAAAGCAGUACAUUGAACUCUUCAGCUUCAGCUGAAAUGCCAAGAAAAUUCUUGACCUCCACUUCGUUCAUGGUAAGUGCAUGUGAGGUCUUUGACAGAGAACCAUCACAAACCUCCAGUCAAACUGAUGGUUGCACAAAAAUCAACAAUGCUGAACUUAAACAGGCAGUCAACCAGAGUGCUAGAGAAGCAGAUGAUGCACAUGUAAUGACACAGCCAAAUCAGCAGAGACCUGUUGCUGUACCUCCCUGCAAUGCAACAGAACCAUUUAGUGUUCAUGAUGAAUAUGAAUUUGCUGAGGGUGCAGAAGGUCUGUAUAGGAAUAACAUUGAUGAUCAAACAUUAGAUGAUGGCACAUCAUGCCCAUCGAUGGAAGGAGACAUAACAUUAAUUGUAGCACCAGGGAUCCAACUAAUGAAUGAAGAGGAUACAGUUGUAGAUGAUGAUCAAGGUGCUAUAAAAAGCUUGCUGCUAGACGUUAAUGAAAAUGAGUUAAAGGGAAGCAUUGUAGACCUGACUACUGAGCCUGAUACUGUAAGUGAAAAUAUGGAUCUUCUGGAUACCAUCGAUGCAGAUGAAUCAAUUUCGUUACUUUACAUACCUCACCAAGAUGAAGGUCUGUGUAACAAUACAAAAUCAUAUCAAGAAUCAAUCAGUUUAUCAGAACAACCAGGUAAAGAAAGAGUUAUUAGCACUGAUAUUCAAUGCACGGAAAUGUCAACUGCGCUAGUAGCAUCUUCACUAUCACCAUCCGUUACACACCAGAAUAAUGAUGAUCUGGAUGUCACUGGUGACCUAGAUGUUACAUCCACUCACGUCAGACACUGUGUUGGAGAUGAUGAAGUAGAGAUAUCUAGCCAUGAUAACCUAUCUUCACAAUCAUCUAAGGUAUGCGAAUCCUUCCAUCCAACUGAAAAUGAAGUCAUGGAUGCCACUAUACCAUCUGCAGGAAACACUGAUGGAGAGUUUGUGAUAGAGAACAGAGAAUGGUACAGUGUGUAUGAUGUUUCAAGGGGUAUGAAAGUCUUUAUCAAUCGCUUUAAUGGAAACUGCUCUAUGGAAAAACCUGAAGAAGGUCCAGGAAUGAACCAGGAAGCAAGGCAGAUCAGUGAAGACACUCAAUUCAGCAUGGUAACAAAAAGUGAUACAUUGGCCCAUCCGCAUCUGCCACACAGUGCGGCACCAUUUGUGACCAGCCUGAGAGAUAAAAAGGAAUCAUCCCAUUCCCGUGAUCCUCCAGUCACACAUGCUACCAUGGCAACCAUUGAUGCUGCGAUGGAAGAGAGCCAAGAAGAAGAUGAUGAGCUAUCCAUGGUCAAGUGGGGCAAUUCAAGUCAGAUUUCAGGAAAGGGCUGUGCAACCGAUGAAGCUCCUCAUUUCUUAAAAUCCGAUCAAGCGGAGACGGGAUGUAGAUUUUUAACAUCUAAUGUGAGUGAGGGUUUAUCCAGUGUUGAUGCAAAGUUUCAGGCCAUGGUUUUAUCCUCACUCAAUCCAUGUCAGUUCACCAAGGCCAUGUUCAACAGUAUCAAGGUCCUUGGCCAGGUGGAUACUAAGUUCAUAGCGUGUCUGGUGAACAGUGAUUAUGACAAGAACCCAGCAGGAGAAUCUAACCUUCUCAUUCUGGUUGAUCAACAUGCUGCACAUGAGCGCAUCAGACUUGAAAUGCUUAUUCAAGAUGCAUAUACACCACGCGUUGAUACUGAUGAUAUUGACAACGACAAAACGAGAUGUAUCCGUACUUCUGAAGUCACUCCAGCCCUCCGUAUCGGCCUGUCACCAUCUGAGCUCAGAUUAUUGGAGGCCUACAGUCCCAAGAUGAAGAGGAUUGGUAUAGAAUACACAUUGUCUGGAGACAGUGCCAUGGUAACACAUCUACCAGCAUGUUUCGUGGAGAAAGAAGCAAAUGAGCUCAAGAGAGGGCGCCAGACCAUCGCUACCAGUAUGGCUGAGACGUUAAUCAAGGAAGUAUUAGACUCAAUACAGCAUCAAUCUGGAGCUGUGUCAUCUCUACCGAAGACAAUCACAAGGAUUCUCAAUUCUCAAGCUUGUCAUGGUGCUAUUAAGUUUGGAGACACUCUGGACCGUGAUGAAUGCAAGACUCUGAUAGGUCAGCUGUCAUCAUGUGACUUGCCUUUUCAAUGUGCUCAUGGCCGUCCAGCACUUAUGCCUAUUUUUGACUUUAAGAAAAUAAAGCAUGGAGUCAGUGAGAAGGUUACACCACAAGUUUGGAAGCUGAAGUAUCUCUCAUCAGGUACAACUACACAAGCAUGAUUUGAUAUCAUCUCAGAUUAAAGAAUGUAUACCUGAUACCAAAGGAAAUGAUAUAUGAAUGUUCAAUGAAGCAUGAAGGGUUUUAACAAUGUAGGUGUUGACUAUCUGGAACACCAAAAGAAGCUUAAGAAAAUGGUAAAUAUCAGGAUUGUUUUCCAUAAAACAUGGCUUUACACUAAAUCAAAUAAUGGGUUGCCAAAUUAAACAACCAACAUGUGCCUAAAUUAGAGGCAAGGGGGUGGGGAAAGGGUAGGGUUGUUAGAAAAAAAAAGUGUUUUUUUUUUUUUUUACUCAUUUAAAUUGUUUGAUAAAUCUCACUUUUAAAUGCUGUAGAUUCAUUGACUUACUACAUAAUCACUUGUAGCCCCCCCCCCCCCAUUAUUUCUUGGAGUGAUGUUAAAGUAUCAAAUGCAUACAUGUUCUUUUAUAAAAGGUUGUCUUACUUUUUUUUCAAAGGAGAAUCAAGCAGCUCCUUUUCACCCAGAGUUAUUAGGAACUUAAAAUCACAUGUCUGAUAUUGUUAUUAUUUUUAUUAUUAUUAUUUU